CUAAGGGACAGUUUGGGUGGGCCUUGUUGGCAUGGAUGCAGCCAACCCCCCCGGAGACUGUGCCCACAGGUGCCCAUCAGCUUCAAGGACCUGGCCGUGCGGUUCUCUGAAGAGGAGUGGCGGCUCCUGCAGGAGGGGCAGCGGGAAUUCUACAGAGACGUGAUGCGGGAAAACUACGAGACGUUGGUGUCUGUGGGGACAGCUGAGCUGCUUCCUCUCUCUGCUUUCCUGUCACCUGCAGAGUCUGGAGGAGCCACAGCAGGAGAGAGCCACCAUGACAAGGGACAGGAACCCUCUUUGGAGCAUGGUCCUCACGGAGAGCAGCCCCAACAGAGCCUACACCUCACCGCCUUAGUGCAGCUAGUGAAAGAGAUUCCAGAGUUCUUGUUUGGGGAAGUGAAGGGCGCUGAAGACUCCUCUGAGAGUGGAAACACCAAUCUGGAUGGGGAGCAAAGGAACCCUGAGGUAGCUGUGGUUGUGGAAGCUUGUCCUCCCCGAGGCCUGCUCACGUCUCUUCCAGAGAGCCCUGCAAGCCACCCCAGCCUGGCCACCACACCCACAGGCAGCUCCUCUUCCGGUGGCCCUCCUGGAGACUGGCCACAAGGAAGCCCCCUACCUACCAGAGGAACUGCUGAUAGACCACUCUCUAUGGAAAAGGAAGGCUCAGGAGCCUCAGGAGAGACCUCAGUUCAUCCCCCUCAAAGCCCAGACCAGAGCAAGAGCUACCUAAGGCAGAACAGAGGCAGCAUGGGAGCAGGAACGGCUCCUGAGAACAGUCCCUUGCAAGGCCUCAUCAACUGUCUGAAGGAGAUCCUUGUGCCCCAGCCCCAGCAGCGGGGGACAGCCCCAGACUUGUCAUCUUCUCUCCCUGGCCUCAGUGUGUUGAAGCAGACCAGAGCCGAGGUGGAGACUGGGAGCCUGCCCUGCCCGGUGAAGAUAGAGGCUGCAUCCGGGGAUUGUCCCCUUCAGGGCCUGCUCAACUGCCUAAAUGAGAUCCCAGAAGCCCCAGACAAGCGUCCCAGCCCCUCAAGAGCAGCAGACCUGCGGCUGCAGGAGGAUCCAGGGAAAAGGAACUCUGGAGGGAUGAGACGCCUCCAGACUCCUCCUCCCCAUUCUGGUCAUGCACAUGCCAGUGUGCUGACCACGGUGAAGGUGGAAGAUGGCUGGACCCAGAGUCCCCCAGUGCCAGCAUCCUGCCAGCUUAGCAGGCAAAACCACAGUCCAUAUUCCACUGGAGACAGCAGAGAGGUCCGUGUGCCCCGCUGGGGCCCCAUGACACUAGCCAGCAGGGCCUCAAGCUCACCUCUAGAAGCUCUGGAGGCCUGUCUGAAGGGCAUUCCUCCAGGCGGGUUAUCACCUCUCCAGUCACUAGCCAUCUCAUGGUCCAGAAGUCCCCAGCCCGGAGAGGCUGGCUCUCAGAGGCUUGAGCUACAGCCACAAGGAUCUCACAGUGAAGGAGCUACAAGGGAGCCACCUCUGCCUCUGAGCUUGCAGGGCUCCAUUAGAGAAGGACCUGGGACGCAUCCCUGUGGCUCGCAGGGUACCCCCACCAGCUUUUCCUCAGCCAGCAGCAGUGAUGGGGAUCUGGAUUUCGGGAGCCCCAGGAGCAGCCAUGGGCAACGGCUUGGGAAAGGAUAUCCACCAGGAAACUCACCACUCCAGGGCCUGCAGAACUGUCUGAGAGACAUCCCUAUUCCCAGGCCACAGGCUUCCUGGCCUUGCCCCUCAGCUUCAGACAGGGGGUUGAAGAGAACAGAGCCCAGGAACUGGGCUGCAGACAGAGAAGGACUGAGGGGCGAGGCCUGUGAACCACUGCACCUCAGACAGGGUCGGGGAGAAGUGCCCAGCAGGAGCCUCCAUCAAGGCACUCCACAGACCUGCACUCCCACCUGCCACCAGGUGACCACCAGGCCAGGAACAUGGCAGUGGCCACAAGAUGAGACAGCCACCAUGCCCUCCCCUCUACACCGCCUAGAGAACUCUCUGAAGGGGAUCUUGCCCAUGCGGCCCCUGCGUUUCACCUGUGUUACUGGCCCUGGCCCCAGCCCGAGCCCCUGCUCCAGCUCCAGUUUCAGCAGCUCUGAUGGAGAGGACCAGAGGCCUGAGCCAGCUCUCUGGCAGCCACCGCUCCAAAAGAAAGACCACCUCCCCUCCUGUGAGGGUCCUGCCCCUCAGUGCCCUGUCUCCGGAGCAUCCCCAAGAGUCAAAUACAAUGACUGUCUUGCUGAAGACCCUGAGAGAAGAGAUCCCCGGGACCGCAGCAGCCUCAGUGCAGGAAGAGCAGAAGGGACAGAAGUCAAGUCCCACCCACCCAAAAGAGAAGAGGCUGCAGAGCCCAUGUGCCAGCCUGCCCCUGUCCGCAGCACCGAAGGAAGAGGAGAGGCAGCUGGGCACCCAUGGCCUGCCACUCAGCUAGAGGAAAGGCCUGAACCCAAGUGUACUGAAGACCCCAGGGAACUGGAGCCUGGACAUGGUCAACCCAGUGCCACAGCCAAGACCCAAGGGAAACUGCUCUCUGGGGACCCUCCGGAACCACCUAGCAAGUCUCCCCUUCCCACAGCUGUCUUGUCGAAGUGGCCACCCACUUCUCUCCAGCCACCAUGCCCCUGUGGCAGGUCCCUGCAGCAGGAACUGCACAACCUGGGUACUGUCCUCAUGGACAAGCUGGACCAGCUUGCAGCAGCUGUGGCAGGCCUCUCUCAGGAAGUGGCCACCAUGAGGACCCAGAUGGAUCAGCUGGGAAGGCGCCCACGGAGCCUUGGGCCAAAAGGCCAGGCUUCCUGGCAGUUGGCCCUCCCCAGGAGACCUCGCUGGGCCAACAGACUGAACCACAGACAUCUACCCUACUGGAGGCAGAAGGGCCCCACCAAGCCCAGACCAAAGAUCCUGCGGGGCCAGGCAGAAGGCUGCAAGGCUGUUGACCGCCCAGGACUCUCUAGAGGGAAGGGCAAUUUGGUGCCUCAGCUGCCUCCAGAUGCUUCCUUGGUAGAAUCUUCCAGGCCCACCUGUAGCUCCUCCCAGCAGAUCUCCUCUACACCUGGAGGCCACACUGUGCUGACUGCACUCCCCCUUCUGGAACACACUGGAUGCCACCAGAAUCCCCUCUCCCCUACUGUGCCUACUGCCUUGGUCCCCCCUGUGGCCUCAUCUGCAACAAGUGCAGACCCAGAACCUGGGGCUGCUAGUGUGGGAACAAUCGACACUCCAAACCAGCCCAAGGAACCUAACAGCCUGCUAGGGGGAGCCCUCAGCAAAGACCUCUGGGGAGGUGACCACAGGGAUCCAAGGUGGGGGACCCACUAACUGCUACUUGUCUGCUCAGCCUUGUUGGGGAUUCUGGGUGGCAGGGGUGUCCUGGCAGGACUCUCUGGGGUCCAGCCAUCCCAGGCUACCUGCUUCCCAGAGGUUGUGUCUUCCUUCUUAGUUGUUCAACCAGCCCUCUCAUUGCUGCUUCAGGUCUGGCCCUUUGUGUCUGCUGUGCCAGGCCCCCAUGGUGUCUGCACAGAGACACUGUUGAGGCAUUCCUCAGCCAUACCUCUGG
Acomys russatus (golden spiny mouse) is the source of this 3541-nucleotide messenger RNA. It is a transcript of the gene Krabd3, whose product is annotated as KRAB-A domain containing 1. Lineage: Eukaryota; Metazoa; Chordata; Mammalia; Rodentia; Muridae. The coding region runs from base 163 to 3303 and encodes 1046 amino acids. The record is from RefSeq and is a predicted model, not a curated record. The transcript has 17 exons. Gene Ontology annotation, biological process: regulation of DNA-templated transcription.